Molecule: messenger RNA, 3801 nt
Organism: Venturia canescens
Lineage: Eukaryota; Metazoa; Arthropoda; Insecta; Hymenoptera; Ichneumonidae
Gene: Oga
Product: O-GlcNAcase
Exons: 13
Coding region: 185-2956 (923 amino acids)
Biological process (GO): glycoprotein metabolic process
Molecular function (GO): beta-N-acetylglucosaminidase activity
Source: RefSeq, a predicted model, not a curated record
AAAAAUUCAUGACCUGCUGCCUCUUGAGUUUUGUUGGGGCUAGCUUUCUUUACGGUUCCGUUUCGUCGGUGCUUCUGCCAUAUAUAGUAUAAAAUAGUUGCGUCCUGAAUUCGUGGACAGGAUAUAUCCGUUUUUAAUCUUCCUAUUAAACCACUUUUAAACAAUAUAUUUUGGUAGAGCCGUUAUGGCGGAGUCGAACGGAGCCACAAUAUCGAAUACUAAAAAUGGAAAUUUUAUUUGCGGAGUUGUCGAAGGUUUCUAUGGACGUCCAUGGACCACCGAACAACGAAAAGAUUUAUUUCAAAAAAUGAAAAAAUGGGGAAUGGAUUCUUACUUAUAUGCUCCGAAAGACGACUAUAAACACAGAGCCUACUGGCGUGAUUUGUACACGGUUGAGGAAGCUGAACACUUGACAGGACUGAUUACAGCAGCCAAGGAGAAUGGCAUAACUUUUUAUUAUGCCUUAUCUCCUGGUCUGGACAUAACUUACUCCAGUAUCAAAGAGGUCACAGCUCUCAAAAGAAAAUUGGAGCAAGUCAGUCAAUUUGGCUGUACAGCAUUUGCUUUACUGUUCGAUGACAUUGAACCGGAAAUGAGCGAAGCUGACAAGGAAGUUUUUCAAUCCUUUGCGCAUGCUCAGGUUUCCGUUACGAAUGACAUUUUUCAACACCUCGGGCAGCCAACGUUUCUUCUCUGUCCUACACAGUAUUGCUCAACCAGGGCAAUGCCGAAUGUGGCAACUUCGGAAUAUUUGAAUACUCUUGGUAGCAAAUUAGCCCAAGAAAUCGAUAUAAUGUGGACUGGACCAAAAGUAAUAUCGCGAUUGUUGACGGUCGAGUCCAUCGAAGAAAUCACCGAGGUACUGAGACGUCCUCCCGUUAUUUGGGAUAAUUUACAUGCCAACGAUUACGACCAAAAGCGAGUUUUUCUCGGUCCUUACUCGGGCCGUUCACCAGAUUUGAUCCCCAAACUUCGGGGCGUUCUAACCAACCCGAAUUGCGAAUAUGGUGCAAAUUUCGUCGCGAUACAUACUCUCGCACAAUGGAGCCGCUGCAACGUCGAUGGAAAACGUGAUUUAACAUUGAAUGACACGGUGUCAGCCGACAUAAAGCUCGAAACUGAGACGGAAGAUGGUGUUAUCGGGGAGGAUGUUCCUUCGACCCUUUCGCCCAACAUGUACCACCCACGCCACGCAUUAAAAAACGCAAUAAACGAUUGGCUACCGGAAUUCAGUAAAAAGCGAGCAGCUUGGGGGCCAAUAGCGAAACCUCAGCCUUGUGUAGCCCCUACGAUACCUAUUCCUAUUAUUCCUUCGGUAAAUACCUGUAUGAGCCUGACGACAACGACCAGCACAACAGUAACGACAGCACCCGCGCCUAUUGCGAAUUCAAACCAUCUUCAAGCAUUGGCAGAAGUGUGCUCCACCGUCACAGGCACUGAUAGCUUUGUUCAACCGCUCCCUGGUCCCGUUAUGAAUUCCCUUAUUUCCGAAACUAAGGUCGUUAGCGAACCUGUAAUCCCCAUUAUCGAUACAACGGGCAACAAUUUAGUGGCUCAAGCACCAGCAUCCACCGAGCCAAUGGAUUGUAACACGACACCAAGCAAUUCACCGGCACAUGUCGUUAAAACGGCGACCGAGGACGAUGCCAUGGUUGAAAAUACGUCGACGUGCAGCGGAGCUUCCGGAAGCAUGCAAGUGGAAGUCGAUGGUACUUCACCGACGAUAAAUGGGAGCCGGAUGAUCGUUGAAAACGAUAAUGAUAACCAUGAAGUUUCGGAAACAGAUACGAGCGAUACAAAAGACGAGAAUAAAAUGCUUACGCACGAAGAUCUUUCUCUGCUUUGCGAUCUCUUCUAUUUGCCUUUUGAGCAUGGCGGCCAAGGUAUACAAUUGCUGCAAGAAUUCAAUUGGCUGAAAAGUAACGCUAGCGUUACUAUCGGUAAAGCCAACGAUGAUAAUCCCAGCAGUAAAGCUGACAUUGAGGAAUGGCGCACUCGUGCUGCCAAAAUGAACGACAUGUGUGCGGCGGUUAACAGACUAUUUACGCGUUUGUCAUUCUGUAACAACCGUGAAUUGUUGUACGAUCUUUAUUCUUACGUUUGGGAUAUGCGAGGCGUUGUUUCGCUGUUGAACAGUUAUGUCAAAUGGCUGGCGUUUGGCAGAUUCCCAGCGACGAUGACGACUUUUACCCAAGGCAGCUACACAUGGUUCUCAAAUGGCUGGAAGGAAACGUUCAUGAGUGGAGACCAAGAGCCUUGGGUCUUUCGCGGUGGUCUAACCGCCGAUUUGCAGCGUUUGAUACCAGUGGACAGCGGUAACGAUUUGUUCGUUUACAAAGCUCCUGAAGUUCCAACUAGUAAAAUAUACACGAUACGCCCUUAUUCACCAAGCGACGAGGAUGCAGUCUACGCCGUUUGUAAUCGCAUUACUGGCGUUACAGGAACUUCGGCAGUCGCCGACCGUCUCGUUGGUGGCUACUUAACGUUGAGUCCUGAACUCUGUAUGGUAGUUGAAGACGAAGAUGGAAUAGUUGGAUAUGCCGUUGCUGCCUUGAAUAUCAAGUCUUACAAUCAAAAAAUGGCUGUCUCAUGGAUUCCCGAGUUACAAUUGAAAUAUCCAUUGGAAGAGAUCACUAACGAUGUAUCACCAAAUGUUCAAGAAGCUAUACGAUACUUUCACUCUUUCACUGUCGAUGUGUCGGAACAACUUUGCCGUCAGCAUGCUUCGCAGAUCUAUUGUUCAGUAUUACCCACGGUCACGGACCAGUCAGUGCCAAAACGUUUGAUCACGUGUAUCCUGGCAGCUCUCAGAGCAAACGGUUCGUUCGGUGUACACACAACAAUGUCGUCGAUGGACAAGGAGAACCACGAAUUUUACGCAAAGUUAGGUUUUAUCGAUUUCAAUCAAGGACAAGACGAAACACCGGGAGUCGUGACGAUGUGUAGAAGCUUCUAACAGAAAGCGAAUCCGCCAGUGAUAUUUAUCAAUUCGGUAAAUUGGGUGAACAAGUUAACGGAAAAGAGGAUUAGAAUUUGAAAAAAAUGCAUCGAAUUCGAGAUAACGGCUGUAAAAAAAGAAAGUGUGGAACGGAACGAAAAAACUGUGGUACGAUCUCGUUCAUGCCCCGAAUGAAAGGAUCUCAUGAUCAUCUCGAACAAAUAGUAACUAGUUAUCUUACAUUUGAUGGAGAUGCAAGUCGAAAGAAUAUAAAAUUUGAUAAAGAGACGAAGCUCGACGUAUGAGGAUCGCGACAACGUGCACUUAGGAGCCUCGAGAAAAAUGUGCAAUACACCGAAAUAAUUGUCAAAUUUUCCAAUUCGGAAGCCUACAUCUACACACACAAAAUAAAAAUAGAUGACGUAGACAUCUGAUGGUUUAAAAAGCAAAUGAAAUAGUAAUAAUACCAGAGAUCGAUUAAUCAUGAAGUGAACGUAGGGAAACGUAUAGAAAAUUUCAAAACUCAUCAAUCCGAGCGGUCUAAAUCAUCAUCUAGAUUUCGUACGCGUGUCAGCGUUGAAAAUACAUAAGUUAUAUAUGUAAUGACGUGAUUCGUCGACUAGCCGCAAAAAGUUCGUCUUUCCUCAAGUCGUACAAACAUUCGGAUAGUUAAAAACAAACAGACGCUCUCGAGGGGUUUAACCGCUGUCGUAUAAGGCUAGAAGCACAAUCAUACUGAAAUAUGAGCUGUAUUUUUAUCGAAAAUCGCUUGCUGAAUACGACUUUUAUACACACACACACAUUCGACACAUUCUGGCGAUUGAAAAGUAUUGUGAAAAUAAAAAAAAAUAUUACUACGAUAA